CGUCGUCGUCCACUGCUAUGAGAUUGCACUGCAAUACACACGCGCCAGCCAUGCUCAUUUGGGUGAGCAUGAGGGAUCACAAUAAUUUUACAGGCGACAAUAGGGCUUGAAGAAGCCAAUCAUAGUCGCUUCCUUGGCCACGCGGGAAAGAUUCGCUCCCGUUUUUUCAUUUAUCUUUCUGUCCCUCACAUCAAUAUCCAUGCUCAGUUGCUUUGUAUUCCUUUUCUCUUUCUUCUUCCAAGGGUGUGGAGUGCAGGCACUUUUUUAUAUACGCAACCAGGGUUUGUUGCUGCUCGCCUUGCCACCCAGCAUCGCCUUUCUCACCAUGCUGAACCUCUCGAUACUACCAUAUGAUAUCAUUCUGGCGAUUUGCUCAGGCCUAUCACCAUUUGAUCGAUUGCAUCUCUCAAGAACCUGUAAAGCGUUGUAUGCCCUUCAACUUCAAAAAAUUUCCCAGACCAAUACAGUCAUCCUCUCUGGGUUGUCCACAAGUCACCUCGUGACAGAUCGGUACUUUGCUCAUCUUAUAGAUAGCAUGACAGAGCAACACCGGCGAAACAUCGUUCAUGUGGAUUUCGAAUUUGCCUCCCUUAUCACUGUUCAUGCGGUGAUCAUGGCUCUGACCAGCUUUAGCAACCUUCGAUCAUUGAAUUGCCGGUACUGUCGAAACAUCAAGUUGCCCGAACUAGCUUCCGUGUUGGAGAAUAGUGUCAUGCGCCACCAUCAUUUACAAUACGUAUAUCUUGGCGACUGGAAGAUGCCGAUCCAUCGAGAAUGGGACGAUGCGUUCUAUACCAUUGAUAAACAGUUGAGAACUAUCACACAAAGUUCUAAACCCAUUAUCCCUAAUGCGAAGUGCUCUCGAUGCCAUGCGACAGCAACUCCGCUGUCUCGACCAUGUAGCCAGUGCAAGGGACGAGUCUGGCACUGUCAAGCGCCAUCCUGCUACAGUUGGUGGGGAGAACACUUAUGCCCUGCUUGCAAUGUCAUGGUGUGCCGUGAUUGUCGAACAAAGAAUACCCAAGCUAGCGGCUACUGUUGUGAUGACGCCGAUAUCGAUCGACGAGACGAAUGUCUGGUGCUGAGCUGCAGUCAACAUGGCCGACGGGAACUCCAUAUCUCCGCACGCCCGGACCUGUUUUGCUAUUGAGCACAAGGGUUCCCCACCUUUCAAGCCAAAGAAAAUACUGUAUACUAAAAUUUCUUGCCUUUGGCCCACUCCUGUACACAUCCCACUGCACACAAAGUAGACCUUGAAAGAAGAUCUCUGAACUGUGCUUUAAAAACUAGUAAAUAAUAAAAAUGAAAAAAAAAAAUUAUUAAAUCCAGCUACGCAGGAGAGAUAAGCUAAGCUGGCAUACAAGUUUGAAACAUGUCAUGGCACCUAUCUUGCAAAAGCAAAAGGACAAAAAGCUUCUUUGCUUGAAAG
Messenger RNA from Umbelopsis ramanniana AG, 1429 nucleotides. RefSeq lists its product as uncharacterized. Gene Ontology annotation, molecular function: protein binding. NCBI's taxonomy places the organism in Eukaryota, Fungi, Mucoromycota, Umbelopsidomycetes, Umbelopsidales, Umbelopsidaceae. The transcript has a single exon. The record is from RefSeq and is a predicted model, not a curated record. Bases 200 to 1150 code for a protein of 316 amino acids.